AUGAAUGAUGAUGAAGAUAGAUCAAUAAAAAAAAACUAUUUGUAUGUCGGCAGCGUUAAACAAAGUCACAAAUUUAUGCUCAACCAAUUUAAUUUAAAGAAAGAUAAAGGAGGUCAUAGAGAACCGACAGAAUGCAUAGCUAUAUAUUCCAAUGGGGAUGGAUUGGGUUGGAAAGAGAUAUCCCAUUUCCAUUUCCACUUCCACUUCAUUGUCAGCCAUCCACCACUCUCUCUAGAGUUGUAUCCAUUCUAUCUAUCUAUCUAUCCUCUUAUCUAUUCCAAACAAAUAAUAUUUGGGUACCACCCACCACCGCAACAACAACAACAACAACAACAACAAUAA
Cavenderia fasciculata is the source of this 342-nucleotide messenger RNA. RefSeq lists its product as uncharacterized. Lineage: Eukaryota; Evosea; Eumycetozoa; Acytosteliales; Cavenderiaceae. The record is from RefSeq and is a predicted model, not a curated record. The coding region runs from base 1 to 342 and encodes 113 amino acids. The transcript has 4 exons.